Messenger RNA from Leptosia nina, 201 nucleotides. The record is from the annotation of a GenBank genome assembly. Lineage: Eukaryota; Metazoa; Arthropoda; Insecta; Lepidoptera; Pieridae.
AUGUUCAUUUCGUUUUUCACUUUAAAAUUGGAACGCCGCGUCAUUGGCUGGGGUGUGAAGGCUCGACGCCGAUUGGCCGACGCGAGGGUGGCUGGCGAGACGACGGACCAAUGGGGAUGCGGGACCAGACGUGCCCUAUCUUCCGAAGGGUACCUAGGGAUCUGUUUGCGUUGCGUUUUAGCUGUUUGUCAAUUUAAUUGA